Molecule: messenger RNA, 627 nt
Organism: Ornithodoros turicata
Lineage: Eukaryota; Metazoa; Arthropoda; Arachnida; Ixodida; Argasidae
Exons: 1
Coding region: 1-627 (208 amino acids)
Source: RefSeq, a predicted model, not a curated record
AUGACCUGUCAGGUUGUUCUGAGCGCCCUCGUGGCAUGCGCCUCUGCUGGAGGUCUUGGAGGUGGCUACAGUCUCGGACACGGAGGCUACGGCGGCGGCUAUGGUGGCGGCCUGGGCGGUCUCGGAGGUUUCGGGGGCGGCCUCGGUUUCGGGGGUGGACUAGGAGGUGGUCUCGGUGGUGGCCUCGGUUUCGGAGGCGGACUAGGAGGUGGUCUCGGAGGAGGUCUUGGCGGUGGCGUUCAAGUCGGCAUCGGUGGCGCACUCGUCGGCGGCGGCGUUUCCAGCGGACCACAACUCGUCGGCGUCGGCCCAGCCGUUGUCGCCCCACUUGCCACCCUCUCCGUUGUCAAGCAGCCAGUCGUCAAGCAGCUUUACCACAGCCGCAAAGUUGUGCAGCAUGUCCAGGUUCCAGUGACCACUGUCUCCCAGAACAUCAGGCCCGUUGUACUGAACCACGGUGGUGCCGGAUUCGGUGGUGGAUUCGGCGGCGCCGGUGUCGGCGGUGGAUUCGGCGGCGCCGGUAUCGGCGGUGGAUUCGGAGGUGCCGGUUUCGGUGGCGGUUUCGGCGGCGCCGGUCUCAAGGGUGGUUACGGUCUAGGAGGAGGAUACGGCAAGGGAUGGCACUAG